AUGGGAGACAAAGGGCUUAGGGUCAGCUACGGGAAGUAUGUUUAUGAGCAUGUGCCCGGAUGGGGCAGCCUGCCGGACGGCUGGGAGUGGAACCAUGCCGUUGGCGUUGCGGUGGACGGGCAGGACCGAAUUUUCGUGUAUAACCGCAGCGCGCAUCCGAUAAUCGUGCUGGACACGGACGGCAACAUGAUCAAUCACUGGGGCGAGGGGCUGUUCGGCUCGGCGCACCACAUCGAGGCGGGGCCCGACGGCAGCCUCUAUACGACCGACAUUGGCGACCACACGGUGCGAAAGUGGACGGCAGAGGGCGAGCUGCUGAUGAUGCUGGGCACGCCGAACGAUCCGCCAGAGAUGUUCAGUGGCGAGCCAUUCAAUCGGCCGACGGACAUUGCUAUAGCGGGGGACGGCUCGCUGUACAUAUCCGACGGCUAUGGCAACGCGCGGAUCCACCACUUUCACGGCGACGGGCGAGCUGAUAAAGUAUUCACGCCGGACGGACAGUACCUGAGCGAGUGGGGCGGCGUUCACAGGCCGGACCACAUCGUGCAGGGGCCUGACGGCAAUAUGUUCGUUACGGAUCUGGGCUUCCACCAGGGGCUUGGUCCGGACCAGCCCAGUCCGAAUGCGCUGUCGCAUCCGGCGGGGGUGAAGAUUCUGACGCCGACGGGCCAGUGGCUCGGCGGCUGGGGCAUGAGCUCGGAUACGCCGGGCGACAUUAUCGCUGGGCAUGCGGUUGCGAUGGACUCGAAUGGCGACCUGUAUGUGGGCGAGACGCUGGACGGCGCGAGGGUGCAGAAGUUCGCGCGGGUUGCAUAG
This is a messenger RNA of Geodia barretti, 816 nucleotides long. NCBI's taxonomy places the organism in Eukaryota, Metazoa, Porifera, Demospongiae, Tetractinellida, Geodiidae. The record is from the annotation of a GenBank genome assembly.